CAUCACUCCAUAGCCUCGAAACGAUGUGGCCCACUUGAUGAUGAUGGGCCUGGCCUCUUGUUACUUCUUUGUUUUCAUCAAUGGCCAGAAUAGUUUUGAGCGCUGGGUCUGACUGGGUAAACAGGAACAGGUAAUGAAUAGGACUAAAUAUAUGCAACGGGAUCAAGGAUUGCAAUUUGCCGGUGAGCGCGGAGCCCCUCGUUUCCGUGAUUAAGGCAAUUUGCGAGUGGUUAAAGAUUUUGACCGCUCGCAUCAUUCAACUUCUUGCCAGAUCCUCAGAACCAUCAGUCUUCCAACUCGAGUCAGAUUUCGUAACCAUGUCCUCCUUGAAGUAUACCCCGAAGCAACAUAUCACAGAGAUUCACAGCAGGUUGUCGAACACCUUCCGUGAGGGCCGCACUCUUCCGUUGGAAUACCGUCGCAAGCAACUUCUCCAGGUUGCCCGCCUUGUCCAGGAAAAUGCUGAUGCUGUCGCGGCCUCCCUGAAAGCUGAUCUUGGGAGGUACCCUUUUGAGGCCAAACUCGGUUCAAUUGUUUCAAGUGCCCUUCAUGCUGUCGAGAAUCUCGAGAAGUGGAAUUCUCCCGAGAAACCGCAGGUAGAGGCUUGGCGCAGUGGGUGGGACACAACAAUAUUCAAGGCGCCAAAGGGCACAGUGGUUUGCAUCAUUCCCUGGAACUCUCCAUGGGUGCUCACGAUUUUGCCGCUCAUCGGUGCAAUCGCUGCGGGUUGCACAUGCUUGAUCAAACCCUCAGAGCACGCCCAAGCUUCUGCAGCCCUCAUGGCGAAACUAAUCCCGCAAUACCUUGACCCGGAUGCCUACGCUGUCUGCCUCGGAGCCUGGGACCACAUUUUCUACACGGGUAGUGUGAGCGUCGGACGGAUCGUCGCGGAGGCAGCAGCAAAGCAGCUCACGCCAGUGACUCUCGAGCUUGGCGGACAAUCACCCGUCUUCGUCGACGGGGACAGCACGAACAUUGAGAUCGCAGCGAAGAGGAUUCUAUGGGGAAAGCAACAAAAUGCAGGACAGGUUUGCGUCGCACCGAAUCAUGUUUUUGUGCAGGAACAACACCAAAGCGCACUCGUGGAGGCAUUCAAGAAAGCAUAUGACUCAUUCUGGCCAAAGGGUCCGCUUGAUUCCUCAUCUGAGAUGGGUCGCGUGGUGAACGCUCGACACUACGAACGCAACAAGAGUCUCCUGUCCCGAACUAAAGGAAAGGUCGCAUUCGGGGGACAAGCUGGGCAAGAUCUUCGCAUCGAGCCAGCUAUUGUGACUGGCGUAACAUUGGACGACCCAUUGAUGGAAGAAGAGAUAUUCGGUCCUAUUUUACCAAUCAUCCCAGUGGCAAAUGUUGACGCCGCCAUCUCACACAUACGAUCUGGGUCCACGCCCCUUGUCAUUUACGUUUUCACCGAAGACGAGGAAACGAAAAAUAAAUGUAGGGAUCACUUCCUCAACGAAACAUUCGCUCAGGUCGCUGUCUAUGAAAUACCUUUCGGUGGUCAAGGGCAAUCUGGCCUGUAUGGAUCAUACCUUGGGAAGUACUCCUUCGACACUUUCAUCCAUCAAAGGGGCUAUAUCAAUGUCCCCGCAGACGCAGGGACGGAGGGCUUCAUGCAGGGAAGGUACCCACCUUACUCGGCGCCUGCACUUGAGUUCUUCUCUCAGGCGCUCAAAACGAAAAUCCCCGACGCUUGAUCCCUGGUUCAUGGUUGGAAGCUAACAUUCUUAUGUCGACGUGUUCAAGUUAUCAUCUCCAGGGUGAGGAGGAUGGAAGUAUACUAAAGCAACCAAGCUGCAGUCAUACGAUAUUCCAAUCUGUCCUAAAACUCGGUACUCAUUUUUGUCUGUUGCCCCCAAAUAUUGAAAUAGCGACACAUCCUUACAUUUCUACAAAGUGAGUUUUGGCCCCAAAAUCGA
Molecule: messenger RNA, 1919 nt
Organism: Suillus subalutaceus
Lineage: Eukaryota; Fungi; Basidiomycota; Agaricomycetes; Boletales; Suillaceae
Product: Aldehyde/histidinol dehydrogenase
Exons: 10
Coding region: 318-1697 (459 amino acids)
Biological process (GO): aldehyde metabolic process
Cellular component (GO): cytoplasm
Molecular function (GO): aldehyde dehydrogenase (NAD+) activity
Source: RefSeq, a predicted model, not a curated record